AUGACAACAGAAGAUAGCACCGUUACAGCUGUCGAAUACGUUGAAAACCAGGAGAGACUUGAAAAAGAAGCACAAGACAUCCUUCCUGGAAAGUUUGAAAAAUGUACUUUUUCUUUAGGUUAUAUCCGUCAACCUCUGUAUGCUUGCAAAACGUGUUCAGUUGAUAACGAAGACAAUAAAGAACCUGCUGGAAUGUGUUACAGCUGUUCAAUCGCCUGUCAUUCUAAUCACGAUCUGUUUGAAUUGUUUCCGAAACGUACAUUUCGUUGUGAUUGUGGUUUGCCUGGCAAGUUUGGAGAUCAUCCGUGCUCACUCAUGAUCCCUGCAAAGAAAAUUGUAAAAACGAACGAAAAGAAUGCUUAUAACCACAAUUUCCAAGGUCGUUACUGCAGAUGUGAUCAACAUUAUGAUCCUGAUACGGAAGAGGCCACAAUGUAUCAAUGUCUAAUUUGCGAAGAUUGGUUUCAUGAACGCUGUAUCGGAAAUAUACCUGAGGAGAUUGCGAAUUUUGACUGUUAUGUUUGCAGAACAUGUACCAAAAGAUGUCCUUUCAUAUUAAGCGGGAAAGAUUCUCGCUUUAGUUAUGGUUUAUCAAAGGGACAAGCACCUAUAAGCAAAUGGAUAAUUCCAGAAGCGGUUGAACCUGUUACAGAGAAGGUUACAUCCAGCAACGGGCUCGAAAACUCGUCUGUUUCCGUCGACAAACCUAAUAUCGAUGUGAAUACACAAAAUAAGGAAAAAGCAGCACCAUCUAUACCUACUACAAAAUCGCAAGAUAGUGAAACAGUUACUAUAGAGAAAAAACGAAAGCAUAACGAAGACGAGGAACAUUUACCAUUUACAACCCAAACCAAAUUGAAGAAGCAAAAGAAGCAUGAUACUUAUUGUGAAAAUAUCGAUCAAUCGUUGUUUGCAGGAUACGACAACGUUGAACUCUUCCUCCAAGAUGAAUGGCGUCAAGGGUUAUGUAAAUGCAAAGAAUGUGCGCAUGCCUAUAAAGAUAACAACGUCGAAUUUUUAUUGCAGGAAGAAGAAACUUAUGAACCUGAGGAGGAUGAAGAUAGCAAAAAGUCACUACUCCAGAUUGGAAUGGAGCAGCUUCAACACGUGGAUCGCGUUCAAGUGAUUGAAAGUUUGAUGGCUUAUAAAACACUUGCAGCGGAUAUAAAAGGAUAUUUGGAAUCCUUUAAAGAAACAGGAAAGGUGGUGACUAAGAAAGACAUUCAAGACUUCUUUGACGCAAAACGACGAGAUCGCCAAGAACAACAAUAA
Molecule: messenger RNA, 1272 nt
Organism: Mycotypha africana
Lineage: Eukaryota; Fungi; Mucoromycota; Mucoromycetes; Mucorales; Mycotyphaceae
Exons: 7
Coding region: 1-1272 (423 amino acids)
Cellular component (GO): cytoplasm
Molecular function (GO): ubiquitin protein ligase activity; zinc ion binding
Source: RefSeq, a predicted model, not a curated record